ACCUCGUCAGGCCCUGCUGCAGGAGGAGCAGUUGUAGGGGAAGCAUGCUGGCCAGGGGGCUUCCCCUCCACUCAGUCCUGGUCAGAGGCUGCCAGCCCCUCCUGAGCACCCCGUGGGAGGGCCUGGGGCAUCCCAGGGUGGGCACUGGAGAGGGAGCCGGCAUCUCCACUAAAACCCCUCGCCCCUUCAACGAGAUCCCCACCCCUGGUGACAAUGGCUGGCUUAACCUAUACCGUUUCUGGAGGGAGAAGGGCUCACAGAAAAUCCACUAUCACCACGUCCAGAACUUCCAGAAGUAUGGCCCCAUUUACAGAGAGAAGCUCGGCAAUUUGGAGUCAGUUUAUAUCAUCGACCCUGAAGAUGUGGCCCUUCUCUUUAAGUUCGAGGGACCCAACCCAGAACGAUACAACAUCCCACCCUGGGUUGCCUAUCACCAGUAUUACCAGAAACCCAUCGGGGUCCUGUUGAAGAAGGCAGGAGCCUGGAAGAAAGACCGGUUGGUCCUGAACACGGAGGUGAUGGCUCCAGAGGCCAUAAAGAACUUCAUUCCCCUGCUGAACCCAGUGUCUCAGGACUUCGUCGGCGUCCUGCACAGGCGCAUCAAGCAGCAGGGCUCUGGAAAGUUCUCAGGGGACAUCAGGGAAGACCUGUUUCGCUUCGCCUUUGAGUCCAUCACCAAUGUCAUGUUUGGGGAGCGCCUGGGGAUGCUGGAGGAAGUAGUGGACCCUGAGGCCCAGAAGUUCAUUGAUGCCGUCUACCAGAUGUUCCACACCAGUGUCCCCAUGCUCAACCUCCCUCCAGACCUUUUCCGUCUGUUCAGGACCAAGACCUGGAGAGACCAUGUAGCCGCAUGGGACAUAAUUUUCAAUAAAGCUGAAAAAUACACCGAGAACUUCUACUGGGACCUGAGACGGAAAAGAGAGUUCACCAAUUACCCAGGUAUCCUCUACCGCCUCCUGGGAAAUGACAAGCUGCUCUCGGAGGACGUCAAGGCCAACAUUACGGAGAUGCUUGCAGGGGGCGUGGACACGACAUCCAUGACAUUGCAAUGGCACUUGUAUGAGAUGGCACGCAGCCUGAAUGUGCAAGACAUGCUGCGGGAGGAGGUCCUGAAUGCCCGGCGCCAGGCCCAGGGAGACACAAGCAAGAUGCUGCAAUUGGUCCCACUCCUCAAAGCUAGUAUCAAGGAGACACUGAGACUCCACCCCAUCUCCGUGACCCUACAGAGAUACCUCGCAAAUGACUUGGUUCUUCGAGAUUACAUGAUUCCUGCCAAGACAUUGGUGCAAGUGGCCAUCUAUGCCAUGGGCCGAGACCCUGCCUUCUUCUCGAAUCCGGACAAGUUUGACCCAACCAGGUGGCUGGGUAAAGACAGGGACCUCAUCCACUUCCGGAACCUGGGCUUUGGCUGGGGUGUACGGCAGUGUGUGGGCCGGCGGAUUGCUGAGCUCGAGAUGACCCUCUUCCUCAUCCAUAUUCUGGAGAACUUCAAGGUUGAAUUGCAGCAUCUCAGUGAUGUGGACACCAUAUUCAAUCUCAUCCUGAUGCCCGACAAGCCCAUCUUCCUUGUCUUCCAGCCCUUCAACCAGGACCCACCCCAGGCGUGAUUGGAGAGGUGGGCACUGCCCUUCCCGCCAGUCAGGCUAGCAGGGGUGUGGGAGGACGGCCCGAGGGGGUGGGGCCCAUGGAAGUGUCGCAUCUCCAGUGCUUGGUCCCCACCUCUGCUCCUUUCUGGCCAGCUCUGACCAGAUGGAGUUGGCGCUCAGCCGAGGCACCCCUCUCUCACCCCACCUCUUCCCCCUCUUCUCCCAUCCCAUGAAGUCAAUAAACGGCUGAACUCUG
Messenger RNA from Balaenoptera musculus (blue whale), 1842 nucleotides. Its product is annotated as cholesterol side-chain cleavage enzyme, mitochondrial. The record is from RefSeq and is a predicted model, not a curated record. The coding region runs from base 45 to 1607 and encodes 520 amino acids. The transcript has 9 exons. Gene Ontology annotation, biological process: cellular response to peptide hormone stimulus; glucocorticoid biosynthetic process; cholesterol metabolic process. Gene Ontology annotation, molecular function: oxidoreductase activity, acting on paired donors, with incorporation or reduction of molecular oxygen; iron ion binding; heme binding. Gene Ontology annotation, cellular component: mitochondrial inner membrane. Lineage: Eukaryota; Metazoa; Chordata; Mammalia; Artiodactyla; Balaenopteridae.